Messenger RNA from Cebus imitator (Panamanian white-faced capuchin), 7016 nucleotides. RefSeq names its product histone demethylase UTY. The transcript is spliced from 25 exons. NCBI's taxonomy places the organism in Eukaryota, Metazoa, Chordata, Mammalia, Primates, Cebidae. Gene Ontology annotation, cellular component: MLL3/4 complex. Gene Ontology annotation, biological process: regulation of gene expression; heart development. The record is from RefSeq and is a predicted model, not a curated record. Gene Ontology annotation, molecular function: protein binding; chromatin DNA binding; histone H3K27me2/H3K27me3 demethylase activity. Bases 1896 to 5504 code for a protein of 1202 amino acids.
UGGAGGUUGCAGUGAGGUGAGAUCAAGCAACUGUACUCUAGCCUAGGUGACAAGAGUGAGACUCCAUCUCAAAAAUAAAAAACAAAAAAACCCAAAAAUGAUGUUAAAUAAUAACUUCAUAAGUUAAGUGAAGCCUCAAUACUUUUUAGGUUUUGUCUUUUUUGUUUGGUUGUUAUUGUGGGAAGAUACACAUAACAUGUAAUUUAUCGUUUUAACCGUUUUAGUGUACAUUUCAGUGGCAUUAUUUACAAUGAAGUGUAAACCAUUACCACUCUUCAUUUUCAGAACUUUGUAUUAUCCCAUACAAACAUUUUCUACUCAUAAAUCAAUACUUUGUCAUUCCCCUUUCCUCCAAAUACCUGGGAGUUCCUUUAUUGUACUUCUGGCUCCGAAUAGAAAUCUCAUAUAAAUGUACUCGUACAAUUUUGUCCUUUUACAUCUGGCUCAUUUCACUUGGUAUAUUUCAGAUAUUCAUCAAUGAGUGACAUGUAUCAGAAUUUUUUAGACAAGGUCUCCAUCACCAAAGCUGGAGCACAUUGGUGUGAUCUGACCCCAUUGCAACCUCAAACGGCUUGGCAGAAACCUCCCAUUCUUUUAGGCUGAAUUUGGCUGAAUAAUAUUCUAUUCUGUAGAUAAUCCACAUUUUCUUAUUCCUUUAAUCUCUGGUGAAUAUCAGCGUUGUUCUACUUCGACUCCUGUGAUAAUGCUGCCUUGAACAUUGAUGCAUACAGAGCUUUGAGUCCCUGUUUUCAGUGUCUGAAGUUCAAUUUCUUCAUCUCUUUGCCAAUAAAUGAAAAGAAAAAAAACUUCUUCAUUUGUAUUUCCUCGAUUCAUAAUAGCUAUCCUAAUGAGAGUGAAUUGAUAUCACAUUAUGGUUUUGAUUCGUGUUUGAGAUGUCUAUUCCAGUUCUUUGCCUAUUUUGAGUUGUUGAGUCUUUUUAUAACUUAUUUUGUAUUCUGUAUUUUUAUUACUUAUCAGGUUUAUGAUUUGCAAAUAUUUUUUCUUUUCAGUAUCUUGAUUGUGAUUCAUUAAUGUACAUAGUUUUUAAUUUUGAUGAAACAAAGUAAAUCUCCUUUUUUGUUACCUCUGUCCCUGGUGCCAUGUCCAGAAAAAUCAAUGCUAAAUUCAAUGUCAUAUAGAUUCUUCCUGUAUACCUUUCUAAGACUUUUAUAGCUUUAUCUGUUAAGUUUAUGUGUCUCAUUCAUUUUAAGCUAACUUUCGUAUAUGACAUGACAGAGGCCCAAUUUUAAUCUUUUUAUACAGAUAUUUAUUUAGCUUAAUAUUGUAACACAAAUGCCAGGUGUAUGUCUGGUAGCUACAGUGUUCACUCUCAUUAUGCUGUUUGUGCUCAUUCUUUCAUUGUAUUAUCAUGUAGCAGACAUUAAUUUGUUUUGUUAACUGACGGUUCUCAAAUUAAGUAGGCAAAGUUAGGCUCUUAGUGAUUCUACUCCCACAUUGAUUUUUAAUUUUUAAACCUGGUUUAAUACAAUUUAUUUUUACAAAGAACGUAUGUUUUUUUUUUCUUUUUCUUUUUUUUUUUUUAAGAUGGGGUUUUGCCAUGAUAGCCAGGCUGGUCUUGAACUUCGACCUCAGGUGAUCCACCCACCUUGGCCUCCCAAAGUGCUAGGAUUACAGGCGUAAGCCACCGCACCUGGCCAGAGCAUAUGUUUUGAUUCUGUAUAUUACCUGUCAUUUUAUCAUUAAAUCAUUUUCAGUUAGCUUUGAUUGACUGUAAUCCAUGUACUUUGUCCAGUGCUGAAAUUCAAUUUCAUAUUGCCCAUUUGUAUGAAACCCAGAGGAAGUAUCAUUCUGCAAAGGAAGCAUAUGAACAACUUUUACAGAAAGAAAACCUUCCUGCACAAGUAAAAGCAACUGUAUUACAACAGUUAGGUUGGAUGCAUCAUAAUAUGGAUGUAGCAGGAGACAAAGCCACAAAGGAAAGCUAUGCUAUUCAGUAUCUCCGAAAGUCAAUAGAGGCAGAUCCUAAUUCUGGCCAAUCUUGGUAUUUCCUUGGAAGGUGUUAUUCGAGUAUUGGGAAAGUUCAGGAUGCCUUUGUAUCUUACAGGCAAUCUAUUGAUAAAUCAGAAGCAAGUGCAGAUACAUGGUGUUCAAUAGGUGUGUUGUAUCAGCAGCAAAAUCAGCCUAUGGAUGCUUUACAGGCCUAUAUUUGUGCUGUACAAUUGGACAAUGGCCAUGCAGCAGCCUGGAUGGACCUAGGUACUCUCUAUGAAUCCUGCAGUCAGCCUCAGGAUGCUAUUAAAUGCUACUUAAAUGCAACUAGGAGCAAACAUUGUAGUAAUACCUCUACACUUGCUGCAAGAAUUAAAUUUCUACAGGCUCAGUUGUGUAACCUUCCACAAGGUAGUCUACAGAAUAAAACUAAAUUACUUCCUAGUAUUGAGGAGGCGUGGAGCCUACCAAUUCCCGCAGAGCUUACCUCCAGGCAGGGUGCCAUGAACACAGCACAGCAGGCAUAUAAACAUCAUCAUCCAAAUACUGAACCUGUAUUAAACCAUAGUCAAACACCAAUUUUACAGCAACCCUUGUCACUACACAUGAUUACUCCUAGCCAAGUAGAAGGCCCGUCCAGUCCUGCCAAGAAGACAAGAACAUCUAGUCAAACAAAGAAUGUUUCUGAUAACUGGAAUAGCGGCCAAAGUGUUUCACAUCAUUCAGAACAGCAACAAGUUUAUUCGCUGUGUUUGACACCACAGAAAUUACAGCGGUUGGAACAACUGCGUGCAAAUAGAGAUAAUUUAAAUCCAGCACAGAAACAUCAGCUAGAACAGUUAGAAAGUCAGUUUGUCUUAAUGCAGCAAAUAAGACACAAAGGAGUUGCUCAGGUACGAACUACUGGAAUUCAUAAUGUGGCAAUAGCUGAUUCAUCACUGUCUACAAACUCUAUCUCUAAUCGACAACCACAUGCUGCUCUGACCCGAGUAUCUAGCGUCUCUCAGCCUGGAGUUCACCCUGCUUGCACUGAAAAAUCUUUGUCCAGUGGAGCUUUUUCUGCAGGUUGUAUUCCUUGUGGCACAUCAAAAAUUCUAGGAAGUACAGACACUAUCUUAGUAGGCAGUAAUUGUAUAGCAGGAAGUGAAAGUAAUGGAAAUGUGCCUUACCUGCAGCAAAAUACAUUUAUUCUACCUCAUAAUCGUACAGACCUGAACAGCAGCACAGAAGAGCCAUGGAGAAAACAGCUUUCUAACUCUGCUCAGGGGCUUCAUAAAAGUCAGAGUUCGUGUUUGUCAGGAGCUAAUGAAGAACAACCUCUGUUUUCUACUGGGUCUGCCCAGUAUCACCAGGCAACUAGCACUGAUUUUAAGAAGCGGAAUGAACAUCUAACUUUGUGUAGUGAUUCAGUACCACAGAAAGUCGCUGACAGUCACCUCUCCUCUCAUGUUGCUACCUCAGAUGGACAACAAGGCAUUAUUUUUACCAAAGACAGCCAGCCUUCAAAACAUAGAUCAUUUGUGCCUGAAACAAGCAGGCAUACUGGAGACACAUCAAAUGGCUCUGCUGAUGUCAAGGGACUUUCUAAUCAUGUUCAUCAUGUGAUAGCAGAUGUUGUUUGCAGUCCUAAUCAUGGAGAUUCACCAAAUUUAUUAAUUUCAGAUAAUCCUCAGCUUUCUGCCUUGUUGAUUGGAAAAGCCAGUGACAAUAUGGGUACUGGAACUUGUGACAAAGUCAAUAAUAUUCCCCCAGCUGUUCAUACAAAGAUUGAUAAUUCUGUUGCCUCGUCACCCUCUUCAGCCAUUUCCACAGCAACACCUUCUCCUAAGUCCACUGAGCAGACAAGUAUACACAGUGUUACCAGCCUUAACAGUUCUCACAGUGGAUUACAUGCAGUUAAUGGAGAAGGGCUGGAGAACUCACAGAGUUCUACAAAAGUAGACCCACCUUUAGUUAACCACAGAUCCACUUCUCAGAUCAUACCAUCGAUGUCUGUGUCUAUAUGCCCCAGUUCAGCUGAAGUUCUGAAAGCAUGCAGGAAUCUAGGUAAAAAUGGCUUGUUUAAUAGCUGCAUUUUAUUGGAUAAAUGUCCACCUCCAAGGCCACCAACUUCUCCAUACCCGCCCUUGCCAAAGGACAAAUUGAACCCACCCACACCUAGUAUCUAUUUGGAAAAUAAACGUGAUGCUUUCUUUCCUCCAUUACAUCAAUUUUGCACAAAUCCAAAAAACCCUGUUACAGUAAUACGUGGCCUUGCUGGAGCUCUUAAGUUAGACCUGGGACUUUUCUCUACUAAAACUUUGGUGGAAGCUAACAAUGAACAUAUGGUAGAAGUGAGGACACAGUUGUUGCAACCAUCAGAUGAAAACUGGGAUCCCACUGGAACAAAGAAAAUUUGGCGUUGUGAAAGUAACAGAUCUCAUACUACAAUUGCUAAAUAUGCACAAUACCAGGCCUCCUCCUUCCAGGAAUCAUUGAGAGAAGAAAAUGAGAAAAGAACACAACACAAAGAUCAUUCAGAUAAUGAAUCCACAUCUUCAGAGAAUUCUGGAAGGAGAAAGAAAGGACCUUUUAAAACUAUUAAAUUUGGGACAAACAUUGACCUUUCUGAUAACAAAAAGUGGAAGUUGCAGUUACAUGAGCUGACUAAACUUCCUGCCUUUGUGCGUGUGGUGUCAGCAGGAAAUCUUCUAAGCCACGUUGGGCAUACCAUUCUGGGCAUGAAUACAGUACAACUAUAUAUGAAAGUUCCAGGGAGUCGAACGCCAGGCCACCAAGAAAAUAACAACUUCUGCUCUGUUAACAUAAAUAUUGGUCCAGGAGAUUGUGAAUGGUUUGUUGUACCUGAAGAUUACUGGGGUGUUCUGAAUGACUUCUGUGAAAAGAACAAUUUGAAUUUUUUAAUGAGUUCUUGGUGGCCCAACCUUGAAGAUCUUUAUGAAGCAAAUGUUCCUGUGUAUAGAUUUAUUCAGCGACCCGGAGAUUUGGUCUGGAUAAAUGCAGGCACUGUGCAUUGGGUUCAAGCUGUUGGGUGGUGCAACAACAUUGCCUGGAAUGUUGGUCCACUUACAGCCUGCCAGUAUAAAUUGGCAGUGGAACGGUACGAAUGGAACAAAUUCCAAAGUGUGAAGUCGCUAGUACCCAUGGUGCAUCUUUCCUGGAACAUGGCACGAAAUAUCAAAGUCUCAGAUCCAAAACUUUUUGAAAUGAUUAAGUAUUGUCUUUUGAAAAUUCUGAAGCAAUGUCAGACAUUGAGAGAAGCUCUUCUUGCAGCAGGAAAAGAGGUUAUAUGGCAUGGGCGGACAAAUGAUGAACCAGCUCAUUACUGUAACAUUUGUGAGGUGGAGGUUUUCAAUCUGCUUUUUGUCACUAAUGAAAGCAAUACUCAAAAAACCUACAUAGUACAUUGCCAAGAUUGUGCCCGAAAAACAAGCAGAAGUUUGGAAAAUUUUGUGGUGCUAGAACAGUACAAAAUGGAGGACCUAAUCCAAGUCUAUGAUCAGUUUAAACUAGGAAGUGAUCAAUACGCUCUUUCAUUAUCAUCCUCAUCUUGAUAUCGUUCCAUGACUAUUAAAUGGGAUCAUUCCUGCUCUUCAGAAAUUCAAAAUUUCUGCACCACUGGUUUUGUAGCUGUUUCAUAAAACUGUUAACUAAAAGCUAUGUCUAUGCAACCUUUCAAGAAUGGUGUGUCAAGGAACUGGACACAGAGAGUACUGCCUUUACUUCGGGACUUACUUGCUGAUCCAGCUGUACUUCAGAAAAAUAAUAUUAAGCAUGUUUUGUGUAUACAAGACAAAACUGUCAAAGUGACACAAAACAGACUUGAAGAUAGCCUUUUUUAUGUUUCUCUAUUUCUGGGCUGAUGAAUUUUUUCAUUUGUAUUAUAACCCUGCAGAAUUUUCCUUGGUUAAAAACACUUUCUUAGCUGGUCAUUUCUUUGUAAAAUAGCAAAUCUAAAUCUCCUAUCAGCUUUUUUUGUUUUUUGUUUUUUUGUUUGUUUGUUUGUUUUUGUUUUUCUUAAAAAUAUGAACUGUUAGGAAGCUUUUUACUGCUUUAUGUUUUUUGGGUGUUUUGAGGACAUGAUGAUUACAUUUAUGGUUUCAAAAUAAUUUUUUAAAAAAUAUUAUUAGACCACAUACAAAGAUAAUGGAUUGCAUAUAGACAAAGAAAUAAACUUCAGAUUUGUGAUUUUGUUUCUAAUCUUGAUACAGAUUUACACUAUUUAUAAAAUACAUAUUUAUUACUUAAAAAUAUUUGUGAAUGGAAUCUUGUUUUUUCCAGACUUAACUGCCAUUAAAUGCUAAGGAGUUCUGUACUUUUAGCCACUACUCCUAUUACAUUUUCUAUGUGUAAAUAAAACUGCCUAGUAGUAUACAUAAAUUUUUAUUAAAAUUGUUAAAUGGUGAGAGGAUUUUCCAAUGUUUGAGUUUAAAAACUUCCUGUAAAAAUCCACUUUUUGUUCAUUUUCAAAUCUAACAAUUAUAUGUAUUUUUAUAUGUGUGUGUGUGUGUAAGUUAACACACACGUAUAAUGUAUACAGAACCCUUAAUAGAACUGUAUAGAUUUUAAAAGUUUUAUUUUUUACAUCUAUGAUAGUUUUUGAGGUGCCUACUAUAAAGUACUACCCACAGAAGUAUGCAGUUUUUAAAGUAAAUGUCUUUUAGUGUGAUUUAUUAAGUUAUAGCCACCACAAUGAUAGCCCAUGAAUAAUUGCUGGCAAAAUGUAUUUUAUAACAGUAAAAGCCAAAUAGUGACAUAAAGAUUUAAAAGGGGACAUUAUUAUAUAGAUUUGAUAAAUCAUGUUUAUAAUUAAACAUUUCUUAUUGUAAAGAGAUUCAGAAUAAUGAUCUCUGUUUUAGAGAACAAUAUGUUAACUGACGUAUUUUUUUAAAACUGGAUGACUUUGAAAUGCUAUACUGUCCUCCUUGUAAAACAACAUGGUUUGGGGUGAAUGGGAGGGGAAAGCAUCACAAAGUCUAAAUCACUAGUAAAUUAUAAUAAGUUCAUUAAAAUUUUUAUUUCCUGUGAACAACUUGCUAAUUAAAUAUCACCUCAUUUUAUAAUAA